UUCAGUUCUACUUCCGCGAUUCACCGCAUUUGAAUAUCACUGCGGCAUGUAAUGCCAUCGCCUGAAUAUUAUUCGGGCUUGAAAAAAUCCACGUAUGUCCAUCCUAUUUAGUCUGGAGCUCUUAAAUUCUUUCCCCGCACUUCUUCUCGACUCCUGUUCAUCCCCUCUUCGUGACUUACCAUGGCUCCCGAUUUCUCUGAAGCUGACAUACCGUUUCUUGUGGAGAGGAAUACCAAAUACCCUGAACAAGUGUGGUAUAUUCUCACCGUGUUUCUCCUCGUAGUUGGUUUCUUCCAGUGGGGGUCAUUCCUUCACUCCAAGUUCGCCAGGCGAGAACACCAUGAGUCUGAUGACGAAAUGGCUACUACCAAUGGCCUUCACCGCAACUUUUCUCUCCGUCGUAUCCCGCUCGCGUUCAUUAAUUUCUAUCGCGUCGUUGCCUUUCGGUGGACCUUCGAAAUAGGCAAAACCUAUACCCUCAACAUGGCAGAGGUUUUUGUGACUUUGUCAUAUAUUGCUCUUCUCUUGGCGUACAGCUUCAUUAAUACCACCUCCGUCGGGGGUCAGAAGCUUGACAUUGUCUACUGGAGCAACCGCGUGGGCGUGCUCGCCGCCAGUCAGUUUACCCUCGUCACAGCACUUGGUACCAAGAACAACCUCGUGUCUUUGGUCACAGGCAUCAGUUACGAUAGGCUCAACUAUAUCCAUCGAAUGAUGGCUAGGACAUGCUUUAUGCUACUUGUGAUACAUGUAGCGGGCCAAAUUGCAGCCUUUCCCUUCUUUCAGUCGGCUUUGAACGAGGCAUGGCUCCGCUUAGGGAUGACUGCCAUGACUGCGUUCUCUAUCCUGAUCAUAGUGUCACUGCGUCCCAUUCGCACUGGAGCCUAUGAGGUCUUCUUCUACACUCACUUCUUUGGUGUCCUGAUAUUCCUGCUGGGAGGAUAUUACCAUACCUCGUCUGUUAACAAGUCGUUCUGGAUAUGGCCCUCGUUUGUAUUGUGGGGGCUCGAUCGCUUCAUCCGGGUGGUUCGGCUAGUUGUGUUCAAUCACUCUUACUUUGGCUUCAAAUCAGGAUCUGGGACGAUGGAUGCGGUGACAGAAUUGCUUUCCGAAACUGUCGUUCGAUUGCGCCUACAUCGCCCCCCUCAUUUCCACUGGGCCCCAGGGCAAACAGCGUAUCUAAUCAUGCCCUCAGUUUCAACGUUGCCAUUCGAAGCGCACCCUUUUACCAUUGCGAGUUUUGAUUCUAGUCUGCUGUCGACCGCGACGGCGGAGGAUCAAUCAACAAGUCAGGUUCUGGGAUCAAGCGCUCCAUUCUGGAAGGAGCUGGUGUUUUUGAUCAAUGUGCGCGAAGGGUUCACGAAAAAUCUAAAGGAGGUGGCUGCUAGGAAUGGCACAGUCAAGGUGUUCGUAGACGGUCCUUACGGCCCGGCACCUGACCUCGGUUCUUACGACACAACCGUAUUAGUCGCAGGAGGAUCGGGUGUCUCGCACACCCUCCCGGUCUUGUUAAACAUUAUCGAACGCGUACGCCAGGGUAAAAGCUCGUGCAGGCGGGUGGUGUUCAUUUGGUCGAUACGUGGGGCUUCACAUGUUCAGUGGAUUGAAGAAGCACUUGUCAAGGCCGUUCAGCUUGCAUCACCUUCUUUGACAGUAUCUAUUCGCAUCUUCAUCACUGGUUCUCCAUCAACGACACAAUCCGACUUGUCCGGGGAAGAUGUUUCCACCCUCUCAAGUUCAACCGAGAAGAAGGGCACUUCCGAACCCAUUGUAACCAAGAUAGAAUCCUUUUCAUCGCCGUUACUGUUGUUGCGCGGCGUCAAGAUGGAAUUCGGAAGACCAGAUCUGGAUGCACUUCUCAAAGAAGAGGUCAAUAUGGCCUCGGGGAGGAUGUCGGUGAGCGUUUGCGGAUCGCAGGGUAUCGCACGCACGGUCCGUAAUGCACUUCGCUUCCCUGUCUCUGGGCCUUCCAGUAUUCUCAGUGGAGGACCGAGCGUGACCCUACAUGUUGAAUCGUUCGGAUACGCGUAAAUCUGAUAUUCUCCUCUUAAUUAUUCUUAAUUCGAGUUAUGGGUUUUCUUUUCAACCAGUGUAUCCCCCGACUUCACAAA
Suillus paluster is the source of this 2111-nucleotide messenger RNA. Its product is annotated as ferric reductase NAD binding domain-containing protein. Gene Ontology annotation, molecular function: ferric-chelate reductase activity. Gene Ontology annotation, biological process: iron ion transport; intracellular iron ion homeostasis; copper ion import. Lineage: Eukaryota; Fungi; Basidiomycota; Agaricomycetes; Boletales; Suillaceae. The transcript is spliced from 12 exons. Bases 181 to 2031 code for a protein of 616 amino acids. The record is from RefSeq and is a predicted model, not a curated record. Gene Ontology annotation, cellular component: plasma membrane.